AUGAGCAGGUUCAAGAAAUCAAUGACGUUCAAGGACGUGGCCGUGGUCUUCAGUGAGGAGGAGCUGGAGCUGCUGGACCCGACCCAGAAGCAGCUGUACCAGGAUGUGAUGCUGGAGAACUUCAGGAACCUGGUCUCAGUGGGCCACCAGAGCUCGCCCAGAUACACCUUUCUCAUGAGGUUUUACACAGAGCAUCAGCGAGUCCACACGGGGGAGAAACCAUUCAGUUGUGAGAUAUGUGGCAAGAGUUUUCAUCAAAGAGCAGCACUUAGCACUCAUUGUUUGGUCCACAUGGGAGAGAAGCGUCACAAAUGUGAAGCCUGUGGGAAGAGCUUCACUCACAGAGCAGACCUACAGAUUCAUUGUAGAGUCCACACAGAAGAGAAACCCAGUGACUGUGGUUUCCAGAUCACUUCACAGCUUCUACCUCAUCAGAAGGUCCACAGUGGAGAAAAACCAUUCAAAUGUGAAGAGUGUGUCAAGUACUUCAAUAGAAGAUCAAAACUUGAAAUUCAUCACCGAAUCCAUACUGGAGAAAAGCCCUAUAAAUGUGAAGAGUGUGGGAAAGGCUUCAGGCAGGCAGCACAUCUUCUGAUCCACCAGAGAGUCCACAGUGGAGAGAAACCAUUCAGAUGUGAAGAGUGUGGAAAAUCCUUCCGGACAAGACCGGUUCUUCAAGUUCAUUAUAGGAUCCACACAGGAGAGAAACCUUACAAAUGUGAAAGAUGUGGGAAGGUCUUCAGGCAGGCUUCACAAAUUUUGUCCCAUCGAAGAGUCCACAGUGGGGAGAAACCCUUUAAAUGUGAAUACUGUGGGAAGUACUUCCGCAGUAGAUCCAAUCUUCGGACUCACCAUAGAACCCACACUGAUGAGAGACCCUAUAAUUGUGUGGAAUGUGGGAAGCGCUUCAGGGUAGCUUCCCAGCUUCUGAAACACCACAGAGUCCACAGUGGAGAAAAGCCUUUCAAAUGUGAAGAAUGUGGGAAACACUUCAGUACUAGAGGAUACCUUCAGGUCCAUUGCCGAGUCCACACAGGAGAAAAACCCUAUAAUUGUGAGGAAUGUGGCAAGGUCUUCAGGCAGGCUGCACAUCUCCUGACCCAUCAGCGAGUCCACAAUGGAAUAAAGCCCUUUAAAUGUGAAGAGUGUGGGAAGAACUUCUCUCAGAUUUCUCACCUGCAAUCCCAUCAAAGAGUCCAUAAUGAUGAAAAGCCUUAUAAAUGUGGAGUGUGUGGGAAGGGCUUCAAGUGGAGCUUGAACCUUGACAUGCAUCAGAGGGUCCACAAAGGAGAGAAAUCCUAUCAAUGUGGGGAAUGUGGUAAGUACUUCAGUUAUGCCUCAAGCCUUCAGCACCAUGAGCAUGUCCACAGCAGAGAGAAACCGUACAAAUGUGAUGUGUGUGGGAAAGACUUCAGUCGAGUGUCACAAUUACAGUCGCACCAGAGAGCCCACAGUGGGGACAAACCUUAG
This is a messenger RNA of Elephantulus edwardii (Cape elephant shrew), 1470 nucleotides long. RefSeq names its product zinc finger protein 226-like. Gene Ontology annotation, biological process: regulation of DNA-templated transcription. The coding region runs from base 1 to 1470 and encodes 489 amino acids. The transcript has 4 exons. NCBI's taxonomy places the organism in Eukaryota, Metazoa, Chordata, Mammalia, Macroscelidea, Macroscelididae. The record is from RefSeq and is a predicted model, not a curated record.